Glarea lozoyensis ATCC 20868 is the source of this 1146-nucleotide messenger RNA. RefSeq lists its product as uncharacterized. The transcript is spliced from 2 exons. The record is from RefSeq and is a predicted model, not a curated record. NCBI's taxonomy places the organism in Eukaryota, Fungi, Ascomycota, Leotiomycetes, Helotiales, Helotiaceae. The coding region runs from base 1 to 1146 and encodes 381 amino acids.
AUGCAUUUCUCAACACUUAUCAUCGUCGCCGUCUCUCUCGUUGCCACAAAUGCAACUCCACUCCCCAAAAGUAAUGGUGUAGCUGCUUUGGACAGCUCAGUGAGUACCAGAGGGCUGGAAACCGACGCCUCGGUCUAUGUCUUGGAGGAAAGAGAUGCAUCAAGUGAGCUACUGCGACGAAAGGGUGCAAAAGCUCCGAAGAUUCCAAAGCCUGCGAAGCCAGUGACCGCUCCUGAACCUCCAAAGGCACCAGAACCCGCGAAGCCAGUCACUGCCCCAGAGCCCCCAAAGGCGCCAGAACCUGCAAAAGUUCCAGAAACUCCAAGCACUCCGGAACCAGCAAAGGUGCCAGAACCUGCUAAAGUCCCAGCGACACAAAAUGCACCAGAUGCUCCCAAACCAACUCAACCCGCUCAAGAGGCACCAAAGGCAACUCAAUCAGCUCAGGAACCACCGAAAGCAACACAGUCUGCUCAGGACGCCCAAACAGCUUCAGCCGCUCCGCCAGCUCAGAACACUCAAUCCGCUCAAGACGGUAAGACAGCUUCGGUUGUUCCACCAGCAACUCAGUCCGCUCAAGAUACUGCGGCAGUUGUCAACACUCAAUCUGCUGUAAACACGCAAUCCGCCCAGGAUCCUCAGUCGGCUUCUGCCGCUCCACCAGCAACUCAGUCUGCUCAAGAUGCUUCGGCAGCUAUCAACACUCAAUCCGCUGUGGAUACUCAAUCUGCUGUCGACACCCAAUCCGCUGUGGACACUCAAUCUGCCGUCAACACUCAAUCCGCCCAAGACUCUCAGACAGCUUCGGCCGCGCCAGCAACUCAAACCGUUCCAGCAAUCUCGUCAGCUGCCACUGCUCAGACAGCUUCGGCUCCUGCUGCGACUCAGUCCAAAACCGGAGUCGCAAAUGGUCUUGAAGUGGUAGGAGAAUCUCUUGAAGCCGCGGCCGCGGCCGCUCAACUGGCAGCUUUGGCGCAAGCGCAAGCAGCGGCUCAAGGUACCGUUGCAGAUACUACCGUAGCUGAACCCGCGGCUACUACUCAGGUUCCUGUCGAGACUGGCAUUUUUGCCAAUUCUACUGUAGCUGCCGGUACCUUAUCAGCUGCUGUGGAGCCCGUUGCAGUACCAACUGCUACAUUGUUGUAA